CAGGCAGCACGCGGCGUGGGAGCCGCGGGGUCACGUGACGCUCCGGGCUCCAGCGCGCAGCUGAGCGGAGACUCGACGCUCUCGCGUCGGAGCGGGGAUCGGUCCGAGGCUGCUGCCGCAGGCGGACACCAUGAACUAUGUGGGGCAGUUGGCGGGCCAGGUGCUGGUGACGGUGAAGGAGCUGUACAAAGGGAUCAAUCAGGCCACCCUGUCGGGCUGCAUCGACGUGAUCGUCGUCCGGCAGCCUGACGGGACGUUCCAGUGCUCCCCGUUCCACGUUCGCUUCGGAAAACUCGGGGUGCUGCGCUCCAGGGAGAAAGUGAUCGACAUUGAGAUCAAUGGAGAACCUGUGGAGCUCCACAUGAAGCUUGGAGACAAUGGAGAGGCCUUUUUCGUUCAGGAGACGGAGCAGCUCGAUGAGAUCGUCCCGGCCCAUCUCGUGACCUCGCCCAUCCCCACAGAAGAGGCUCUGUUCAGGAGCAGGGAGCCCAGGAGCGGGCCGUCAGCAGGAGAGACCGGCCAGUCCCUCGGUCCCGAAGAGCAGACUCCCGGAAACCUCCACCUCUGCUCCAACCCUGCCGUCAAGAAGAAGAAGAGGCGCAGGAGGAAGCACAAGGCCGAGCAACGCAAGGACGAGCAGACGGCGGCUCCCGGCUGUGGGGAGCUGGAGCUGUGCGAGCUCAGUUCAGACGAAGAGCCCAACGCCCACAACGGACGAGCGUCCUCCCUGUCGGUAGUGAAGGACAGCAUGGACCACAGGCAGCAUUCCCCGCUCACCACACUGGAGUGGGACAGCUACCCUUUCUCCGAUGGAGACUGGUCACCCUGCCCCAUGGACGUGUCUGAACCCACGUCGCCAAAGAGCGACUCGGAGCUGAUGGUGAAGCCGGCUGAGAGCAUGCUCAGGGCCGAGGCCCACAUGCAGUGGACCUGGGGGGAGUUUCCAGAAUCCACCAGGGUCAGCAGAAAGGACAAGCCAGGGCUCAAGACACUGACCAUCACCCCCUCAGAGAGCACACACUUCAGGGUUAUUUUGAGCUCUGAAGCCAUGGAGGAAGACUCGAGAGGCGAGCAGACGGCAGACGCCGUCCUUAGCGUCGUAAAACCAGAACCACGGACAAUCAAACACGACCCGACCGAAGCCGAGCCGAAACCCCCAAACGUGCCGCCGGACGGCUUCGGCUCCGACUUGUGUCCCACUAGCUCCGACGCCGGCACAAAAAAUGCACGCAAGACCAGAUGGACCUCUUCACCGCCCAACCGCAGGGACAGCGGCCCCGCAGCGAGCGGCGCCCCGAGCGAGGCCGGAGACGCCGCAGCUGCUCGUCCCGACGCCAGAGGCUCCUCCAAGGCCGCCGACUCUUCAAACAAGAGGAGGGGUGUGAGGAAGAGGAGCCAGCAUCAGGGUCCUGAAGACAUUUAUCUGGAAGACCUGACUGCACUGGAGCCUGAUGUCGCUGCCCGUUACUUCCCCAAGAGUGAGGCUGAGCAGGUCCCUAAGCACUGGGUGGAGACGGGGCAUCGGUCCGGGUCGCAGUCGCCGCAGUCGGUCGGCAGCGCGGCGGCGGACAGCGGCACCGAGUGUCUGUCCGACUCCGCCGGCGACCUGCCCGACGUCACGCUCUCCCUGUGUGGAGGCGUGGGCGAGAACUCGGAGAUCUCCAAAGAAAAAUUCAUGGAGGCCAUCAUCACUUACAAUGAGUUUGCAGAGAAUCCAGCUCUUAUCGACAAUCCAAACCUGGUGGUUAGAAUUGCAAACCGGUAUUACAACUGGACGCUGGCGGCACCGUUGAUUCUCAGCAUGCAGGCUUUCCAGAAGAACUUACCGAAGGCGACAGAAGAGGCCUGGGUGAAGGAGAAAAUGCCCAAAAAGUCUGGACGAUGGUGGUUUUGGAGAAAAAGCAGCGUGAAGCAGUCAUCGCUGGAGACCAAGUUAGAGCGGCAGGAGUCUCUGACCAGCGAGAGCCCUGCCCUCCGCCGGGCCCCUGAAACACAGCAAAAGGCCGCAGAGUGGUCCAGUGACGACGAGACCAGAGAGCUGAACGCCGCCGCUCCUGCCCUGGUCCCGUCUGAGCGUGUGCAGAAAGAGGACCCGUGUCCGCCGCCGUGUCACUCCUACAAGAAGUCCCUCCGCCUGUCGUCUGAGCAGAUCGCCAGCCUGAAGCUGAGAGACGGUCCCAACGACGUCUCCUUCAGCAUCACCACUCAGUACCAGGGAACGUGCCGCUGCGAGGGCACCAUCUACCUGUGGAAUUGGGACGACAAGGUCAUCAUCUCCGACAUCGACGGCACCAUCACCAAGUCCGAUGUGUUUGGUCACAUCCUGCCUCAGCUGGGUAAAGACUGGACUCACCGGGGGAUCGCUAAGCUGUACCACUCAGUCCAUGAGAACGGCUACAAGUUCCUGUACUGCUCGGCCCGAGCCAUCGGCAUGGCCGACAUGACGCGCGGCUACCUGCACUGGGUGAACGACCGGGGGACGCUCCUGCCCCAGGGGCCGCUCAUGCUCUCUCCCAGCAGCCUUUUCUCCGCGUUCCACAGAGAGGUCAUAGAGAAGAAGCCCGAGAAGUUCAAGAUCGAGUGUCUCACAGACAUCAAGAACCUCUUCUUCCCAAACACAAAUCCUUUCUACGCCGCCUUUGGAAACAGGGAAAGUGACGUGUCUGCCUACAAGCAAGUGGGUGUGCCGGUGUGUCGGAUAUUCACAGUCAAUCCCCGAGGAGAGCUGAUCCUGGAACAAGCCAAAGGCAACAAAACAUCAUACAGCCGGCUGAGCGAGCUGGUGGAGCACGUUUUCCCUCUGCGGAGCACGCAGCACAGCGCCACGUUCAGCUGCCCCGAGUUCAGCUCCUUCUGCUUCUGGAGAGAGCCCAUCGCUCAGGUGUGUCUUCAGGAGCUGCUUUAGCGACAAUCACUUCCAAUCGCGUACUUGAAAGAAAUCAGCUUCACACAGCGAGUCUUCAGACACUGGUGUAAUACUGAGCCUCUUUGUUUCCUGGAUUAGCUUUUCUCUGCGGAGUAUUCUUUCUAUUUGAGUGUUGUAUGUCUUUAUUGAACUUGACCAUUUGCACAGUUUAUUUUGUUAAAAUAAAAGUAAGAUAAAAGUGUCCUAUGCACGUGUUUAAGUAGUGGAGUUCAACACGAGGCCGCUGCGCUCCUCUGUUGUCUCAUUCAGGACCAAUCAUCCAGCUACAUGCUGUAUAAAUGAGCUCUUUAAGGCCUUAUUUGUUUCUGGCACUUAUUCAACAUGUGUGUGAUAAUUUAAUAGCUAAAAUUCUGUUCUGAAUCUUAGGAAAAGAAAAAAAAGACUGAGAUAUAAGUACUGCUGCUAUUUAUUACAUAUUUUUUCAGGAUAGAGAUUUAACGAGAACCACUAUUUUUGAUGAUUUUUUUGAGUCGUUGCUGUUGUGAGAACAGCAGGAUGUUAACUGUGGAGCCUUUUUGGUUUUUUUUUUUUUUUUUUACUCUCUCAGUAGCGGCGGUCAGCACACUUCCUUACUGCAUCCUUUCUAUGAAAGUCAGACUUUGUGUGAGGAGAACACACAGUAUUUUGCGAGUUUUGCGAACCUUUCCUGCUGCUUCAGGUCUUUCCUUCAAACUGUUGUGAUCCACUUUAAAGACGCAACGAUAUAAGCACAAAGGAUUGCUUUUUCAGACAGUUUUGAUGAAUACUUAAGCUGUAGAUCCACUGUAUAUAUACAGUGCACAUUUGUGUCAUCAUGUAUGGGAAGCAUUGUAUUGAUAGAGUUGAAAAAAGAUGAAUGUUUCAAUAAAAAGAUCACGCA
Salarias fasciatus (jewelled blenny) is the source of this 3785-nucleotide messenger RNA. Its product is annotated as phosphatidate phosphatase LPIN2. The transcript is spliced from 20 exons. NCBI's taxonomy places the organism in Eukaryota, Metazoa, Chordata, Actinopteri, Blenniiformes, Blenniidae. Gene Ontology annotation, molecular function: transcription coactivator activity; phosphatidate phosphatase activity. Gene Ontology annotation, cellular component: nucleus; cytosol; endoplasmic reticulum membrane. Gene Ontology annotation, biological process: fatty acid catabolic process; cellular response to insulin stimulus; triglyceride biosynthetic process. The record is from RefSeq and is a predicted model, not a curated record. Bases 131 to 2905 code for a protein of 924 amino acids.